AGGACAUGUGAUAAUGAAAAAGAUCCUCUAUUGUCACAGAGAGGGAAUUCCCUUUCUGGCUCUGCAAAAUCCUCUGCAAGAGGGGGCGGGGCUGUUUCCCGCGGGUGACGUCACUAGCCACGCCCCCUAGUGGGAAAUCCCGCGCCACCACCUAUAAAAACCGCGGGAAAAAGAGAAGCCACAGAUUCGAACUUGGAGGCUCUGCAAAGAAAUCACUCCAGCCUUAUUAUCCUCCUUCGAGCCAGAACAGGAACCAUGAAAUCCUCCUCCUCCUCCUCCUCUUCCGUCCUGGCCUUUUCUGCCUUGGUCCUGCUAUUGGUUGCCUUUCUGGGCAAUCCAGUCGCCUCUGCCCCACUGGGAUCGGACCCACCGACGUCUUGCUGCUUCACUUACACGCUGAGGAAGAUCCCACGGAGCCACGUGGUUGACUACUACGAGACCAACAGCCGCUGCUCGCAGCCUGGCAUUGUGUUCAUCACUCGCAAGGGGCGUGAGGUCUGCUCCAACCCGGCUGAGCGAUGGGUCCAGGAGUACGUCAAUGAGCUGGAGCUGAAUGGAGAAGGCCGAUGAGGCCCUCCACUCUGCCUCAAGGAAUCUAUGAUAUUAAUUUAAUCCUAUUUAAGAUUUCCUCCUAAUAUUUGGUUUUUUAUUAUAUAUAUCUAUUUAUGUUUUAUACUUUUUCUAUCUAUAUAAUAAAAGUGAAAAUAUGUUUGUA
This is a messenger RNA of Anolis sagrei ordinatus, 715 nucleotides long. RefSeq names its product C-C motif chemokine 4-like. NCBI's taxonomy places the organism in Eukaryota, Metazoa, Chordata, Lepidosauria, Squamata, Anolidae. Gene Ontology annotation, molecular function: chemokine activity. Gene Ontology annotation, cellular component: extracellular region. Gene Ontology annotation, biological process: immune response. The record is from RefSeq and is a predicted model, not a curated record.